Gadus chalcogrammus (walleye pollock) is the source of this 1915-nucleotide messenger RNA. Its product is annotated as major histocompatibility complex class I-related gene protein-like. The record is from RefSeq and is a predicted model, not a curated record. NCBI's taxonomy places the organism in Eukaryota, Metazoa, Chordata, Actinopteri, Gadiformes, Gadidae. Bases 357 to 1337 code for a protein of 326 amino acids. Gene Ontology annotation, biological process: immune response. The transcript is spliced from 9 exons. Gene Ontology annotation, cellular component: external side of plasma membrane.
UGUGGAUAAUCUCAUCGAGCUGUUCUUCUGAAUACAUCGAUAUGAAGGCGCUAACGGGGCUGCUGCUGUUGGUCUUUGGUCACGGUGUGUCCUCAGGUCUUCACCCAGCGCCACUUCACAGCUAGCUGCUGCUGCUGCUGUAGCGGCGUGUUCAACGCUUUGGACGUUGUUGUUCCUGUCUGUAUCCCCAACAGUAGCCAUAAGAAAGUGUGUCAUCUUUGGCAGCGUUGCCAAAUACUUUCCGGCGUCUUUUUUCAUUUUUCUUUUAUUUGAGCCGCUUGGUGCUUCACUCUCUGCAGUAUUUCCUCACGGGGUCGUCUGGACUCACAACCUUCCCAGAGUUUGUUGCUGUUGGGAUGAUGGAUGGAGUUCAGAUUGGGUACUAUGACAGCAACACCCAGGGAAUAGUGCUGAAACAGGCCUGGACGGAACAGUUAAUCAGAGAUCAUCCAGGUGAACUGAAGAUGAUAACUGAAAGGGCUCUGGAUAACCAGCAGGGCAUCAAGGCCGACAUUUUGUAUCUGAAGAAGCUCUUUAACCAGACAGGAGGUAUCCACAUAUAUCAGAGGAUGGAUGGCUGUGAGUGGGAUGAUGAGGAUGGUACUACUGAUGGUAAUCUCCAGUAUGGUUAUGAUGGAGAGGACUACAUGUCGUUUGACCUGAAGACCCUGACCUGGGUCGCUGCAGUACCUCAGGCUGUCCGCACCACACAGAGAUUGAAUCAGGAUGAAGAUGGAUUACAAUACCAGAAGUACUUCUACACCAAGCAGUGUGUUGAUUGGCUGAAGAAGUACCUGUCCUAUGGGAAGAGCACUCUGCAGAGAUCAGAGCGUCCGCGGGUGUCUCUGCUCCAGAGGAGCCCCUCCUCCCCAGUGGUGUGCCAUGCUACAGGCUUCUACCCUGACAGGGUGGUGGUGUUCUGGAGGAGAGACGGCCAGGAGCUCUAUGAGCAGGUGGACCCCGGGGAGGUCCUCCCCAACCACGACGGGACCUUCCAGGUCAGCGUGGACCUCAACCUCACGGCCGUCCCACAGGAGGACUGGGGGAGGUACGAGUGUGUGGUCCAGCUGAAAGGCAUCGAGGACAUCUCCACCCCCCUGGACCCCGCCCUCAUCAGGACCAACUGGGUGUACAAGAGUGGCCUCACCAUCCCCAUCAUCAUUGGGUUGCUUGUUCUCCUCCUCACUGCUGCUGCUGCUGUUGGAGUCUUUGUGUACCAGAAGAGGAACGAUUCAAACAAGCGACACAAACCUGUUGGUUCUGACACCAGCUCUGAGAACACUGAGGGGCAGAAUCCGGCUCCUGAGGCCCAACCUCUGACCACAGUUUGUAGUUAAAUCAUGAAGAGGCUUCUCACGUUCAGCUUCCUAAACCAGGAUGGAGUGGAUCGCAGUUCAUUUAUAAUCCUUACAAACAGGCUUGGGGCUUCAGCUAACUAAAGAUGAUAUAUUUGCUUAAUAACAAUAACAUUCAUACUUAACUUUAUCUUGAUAACAACCAUUUAACCGUAAAAAUUGUAUAUCAAUUAGAUCGAGCUAGACUGCUCUAGCAUGAAUCGUUUUUUUUUGUAUUUUUACCAAAAAAUUGAAAUUGGAUUAAAUAUUAAGGUUUUUUUUUAUCAUCCAAAUGUAAAAAUCGCUGUACUCUUGUUUGGGGUUAUUUGGUCAAUAUAAUCCCCCAAAAAAAUCAGAAAAUAUUCUCAAUAUACGCUGUUUAUAGGUUAGGUCCUUUCAUUUAGUGAAGUUAUUGGGCUUCGUGUGACCAGAGUUCAUAUCUUUGAUGAUCUUCCUCCACUAGCGUCCUGAUAUCAGAUGUCUUGACAAAACACACACACACACACACACACACACACACACACACACACACACACACACACACACACACACACACACACACACACACACACACACACACA